AUGGAGGUUGGGUACUUGGAGGUUUUCAACAAAAUAUGGCAUCAAUGUCAUAUUGAAUGGGAGGAGAGAGGCCCAACAAAAACAUUUCUGACGGAUUUUGUUAAUGAAAUCUCAAGUUAUGGCUUCAUAUCUGGCGAAGAUAUUCUACUUUGUCUUUUUCUUGGCGUGGCUUUCACCAUAUUGCGGUAUUUGUUGUCGACGCUGAUUUUCGAGGUAUGAAUCGUUACAUUUGAAAAUAUUGUUUUUUUUUACCACUUUCUCUGGUUCAUUUUCCGGUAAUUUACUCAAUUAUCUUGUAGCUUUCAAUAGUACUAAUGCAAGUCGGGAAGCUUGUCGCGAAAGCAUGUAUCAAUCAGCAGUUUCGAUCAAAAGCUUAGUUUCUAGAAGACGCUCAGUUUAGCACAUACAGCGCAAAGGUCAUUUAUGAGUUACUUAUCAACCAUCAGAGUUUCGAUCACAUAAAUUUAUUUCCCCAUACUUUCAGGCAGAUUAAAUUUUACAUUAGUAGGGAUAAAAACAUUGUUUUGACCGCUGUAACCGAGUGUAUAUGACACAAACGCCCCUGCACUUUGCAUAUCCGUCCGUGGCAGGGAUGUGGUUAGGUCGUGCAAAACAUUAUAACCAACAAAAUUAUUGACUGUGCAUUUAUUUUUACCCCUCUUUUGUCGAUUAAAAUAUUUAAAACGAACCCUAUUCUUAACUCUCUAAGUUUUUACAAGGACUCGCUCCAAGUGAUCUUUGAUAUUUGCGUAAAUAGUGAGCGUAGUCGUUGUGUCGAAUCAAUACUUUGUAAACAUCUUCAAGGUCCACUGCCUUCGGGUGUGAGGGAACUCAUUGCCUUCGAGGGCUCUAGAGGACAAUACUAAAACACGAUUCAGGCCUAAGAGAACACUUAACACACACGUAGUUAUACGACAACAAACGCUGUUGCGAACGAAUCAAAGAUGACAGGAUUAAGAUGAAAAUUUGCUUUAGAAAAAAACCCCGAUCAGCUGCACACACAUCAUCACAAUUUAUGUUUACUUCGAGUUUAAACUUGUUCAGUCUACUUUGAAAAGAGCCAUACUGCAUGUACAACAGCCUUUUUUAUGGCUUACGCAGAGCCACCAAAAUUUUGCUCUUUGAACAAGAUAUCAGCACGUGUCAGAAAAUGUAUCUUCGGUAAACAAAUUGUUACCGUAUUCAAACUCCGGAACGCUAUACAUAAUUAACCCACUGAACUCAACGGGCGCACCAGUCUUAUAAAAUGUUAAAAGUUAAUUAGCAGCACUUGAUCAACCAAGAUCCUUUGUUUUGAGAGCGAUCUAUUGUAGCAGAGCACUGUCUUAAUCUCUUAAUCACCCUGUAGACUUCAUCUAUUAUUCUUGUUUGAAAUGAUGGUGACCUUGGUGCUGUCAUCGACUGUGGCGUGUAAUCACUGGAAAGCCAUGUUUUUGUUGCGAUCUUGUUUGAGGAAGGGCAACAGAAUGCAGUGCUUAUAAAAGAAAAUGGAAAGUGAGAUUAUACUAUAAUUAUGUGCAACUGAAGAAUCAGAAUAUCCAUGACUAAAGGACUAAACUUUUUUAUCUAAAUGCCUGGCAACAAAUUUACUGAACUUUUGUAUACUUGUUAUUAUUAUUAUUAUAAUUAUUAUUAUGCUGUAUAAUUGCUUGGUUUUCAACACUAAAGAAUAUUUCUGACCUAGGAAUUCUAUGGUAUGCUUAAGCUUGAAGAAUUUUUCUGCUGCAAAAUCAAGAUAAUUUCUUGAGUUGCUCUAUGUUGUUACACAAACAUCUUAUACUGCCUAGAAGUUUCAAAGAACCUUUCAGUGGAUAUUCUAUGAGAAUUUUUGAGUGCCAGACUUUAAGUCCAUUCAAGACCGUACCUGGCUGCCAGGUAUUUAGACACAGCCAAAGGGACCUAUUUUGUUACUGAAGAGUUUGAUCCUGAAAAUUUUCUCCUCUCAGUUAAGUAAUUUCCUUGCUUGAAACUCAUCUUAUGGUAACUGAUCACUAGUAAAAAAGUAUAGAUUAAAACCCUUUUGUAGAGGUGAUGGAGUUAUUGCAUCUUAUGGCUUUAAACUUGCUGUAAGUUAACAUGGAGAACUUAGUGUGUGACACAGUUGACAACAUGUGAGUGUAUUUCAUGUUAGUAUCAUUUGUUAUGAAUCAUGACCACUUCUGUGAGGUUUACCAUCUACUUGCCACCACCAAUGAGAGUCAACAUGCCAGAGAUGGUAAAUUGAGUUGUUGACAAUCAUUGUUACAGACUCUUUCUGUUGUGUGCACUAUUAAUUUUGUACCAUCCAACUGAAAAAUAGUAAAAUGCAAGAUGUAUGCUUUCAUUCGAAGUAAGUUUCAUUAGAUUUGGUUUUGAAUUAUGUUCAUAAGAACACAACUUGUGUUGAGGGUCACAUCGGCUUUUGUUUUGCAUAACACAGAGAAUGGGUGCUGAGCCCCUUCCUGUUAAAUUUUGCCACAUUUGUGUCCAGCUAAUUUUGCAAUAAAGGGGGUAAGUUAGUUUAGUGUUAUCAACUGAGUUGAUAACAUAAAUUGGCCACUGUAGAGAGUUUCAAAGCUGAUGUUUUGAGCGUGAGCCCUUUGUCAGAGCGAUUGAUAAAGGACUAAUGCUUGAAACAUCAGCUUUUAAGCUCUUUAUGGUGGCUAAUUUACGAUAUCAACUUAGUUGAUAAUACUUAAUUUUCCAGUUAAUUUUGCAAUGUAUUACUAUAUCUUAGCAUGUUAGUUUCAUACCAUUUCAUACCAGGCAUUGGCAUAAGUCAUUUGGUGAAAUUCACUCUGGUUUCUUUGCUUGUAAACUUAUCAUAAUCUUUGUGAUAUUAUGUGUUUUUUUUUUUUUCAUGUAACACUGAAACUCAUUAUUCUUUUUGCCUUUAAUGGUUAGUGUUCCAUAAUUGAGACAUUACAUAUAGUGUCUGAGUCAUUUGGCCACAGGUGGCAAGUUGACUCAUGUAGUGGUUUUUCAUGAUGGCAAGUUGACUGGAUACCCUUGUAUAAAAUGCAGAUAAAACUAUUAGCAACUCAUCUAGUGGCAACAAGCAUGAAAAUUCUUUCUUUCUAGAAGUGUCACAAACUAGGUGGUUGCUAUUUUAGUAGGGUGUUCUCUAGCUAGUAGAAAUUGAAGAAUUCACUGGUGACCACAAAUAAUUCCCUAGUAAAAUUUCAAUGGCCAGAGCCAUUUUUAUUCAGUAAGGAAGAGCAUUCUUUUGUUUCUUGAAAGUAACACCAUUCCUUUGCUUCUACUGUAAAAUUUAUUGAGAGAAACCCUAUUUUAGACCCUGAAUGAGAAGAGUUUCAAACCAUACCUUUGUACUAGACGUGUAUACCAACUUAAAUAAAUGUAAUUUUAAUUUAAACUUGGUAGUAAACAGCGUUCUUUUACUUUUACUUGCAGCCUUUUUUCAAAUGGUGUCAGCUCUCUGAAAAAGAUCAAAAGAAGUCUCCAGAAAAUGCUUUCAAGUUUUUAUAUUACUGCUCCACAUUUGGCUACUGUUCCUACAUUCUGUUUAAUGGCAAAUACAACUUUUUCCAAGACACAAGAAACUGCUGGAAGGGUUAGUUUCAUUUCUAUGCAGUGGAGUUUUACUCUUAGUUUCUGUGUAUUUAUGAGAUGGGGGGAAGAGAACAUUUUUAUUAAGGUAAUGCAUCAAUCAAUAUAAUACUGAAAAUCUCCCCUCAAGCAACUGCUCAGGCAUCUUAACUUUUGAAGAUUAGUUGGUUCAAAUCCCCACCUUUGGAACCAAAAUUGUGUUCAAAUUCCCCACUCUCUUGCCGGAUUUGAUUGUCAAUUUUUUGUAAGAGGUAAGAUUAGCAACUGAUGACUUCAUUGUAGACCUUUUCUCCUAAGCCAUCUGCUUGCAAAAGUUACCUUUCCACUUUGAAAUUCAUCCAUAUUAAAGGAUAAAACUUGUUUGUUCUACUGGAAAGACUUGACAGUACUGAUUCAAUUCCCCACCCCACCUAGGCCCAUUAAAGGUUAACUCCAACAAACCAUUCUUUACACAGAACUUUUAAAGUUCAGAAACAGUGUUGAUUAGAUAAUCCAGAGAAUACACAUUGCUUUCAACUGAUGGUCAACUAUUCUUAUAAUGACCUUUUAUGUGCGAAAGUUUUGGAACAGCAUUUUUAGCUUUUCCAAAGACAUCGCUCUUGUAAAAACGACUGUAACAGGGGAGAAGCUGGUCUAAAACACCAUAAUUACAAUUUAGGUCAUUGUGAACAAAUUCACUCAUAUGAAAAUCGUCUUACGUGUUGGCCAUGUAAGGAGGGUAAAGAAGAGGUUAAAAAUAACACUCAGAUAUACACUACCCAAGAGGGUAUAGAACAGAUUAAAAAUAACCCUCAGGUAUAUACUUGCCAAGAGGGUAAACAGAUUAAAAAUAACCCUCAGGUAUAUACUUGCCAAGAGGGUAUAGAACAGAUUAAAAGUAACCCUUAGGUAUACACUACCCAAGAGGGUAUAAAAGAGAUUAAAGAUAAGCCUCAGGUAUAUACUACCCAAGAGGGUAUAGAAGAGAUUAAAAAUAACCCUUGGGUAUACACUACCCAAGAGGGUAUAAAAGAGAUUGAAAACAACACUGCAUUGGCAGUGAAUGUUAGGUCUCAAGCUCUUCCUAACUUGAGUAAGUUAUCAACAACUCCAUUGAACAGUCCAAUAUGUAGAAUCCUUACAUUGUAUCAACUCUUUAACUCCCAUGAGUGACCAAGAUAUAAUUUUUCGUUACAAUAUCAAUACAAUAUCAAUACAAUAUCAAUCAGACAAAUGGUGAGAAUAAGUAAAAAUAUAAAUUUGGGGAUAAUUAGUUGAUUUAAUUCGAAAUUUUUUGAACUGACGUUAUAAGAAUUGCGUAGUUGACAGAAAGGAGAAUUGCAAAUGUGACCUGGGAGUUAAAUUAAUUGUUGAUAACAUUUUCUUUCAGUUGCUGACAACAAAGAAAACAAAUAUGUGUUAGCAGCUAAAUGUCCCAUAAUGAUUGUAAAGUGUUACAAAUGUAGUUUUUAUGGCCUUUACCAUGCAAAAAAACUGAUAUUCAUACUCAUCCUGCAAAUCUGUGUGAAAUGUUAUUCAUAGGCUGUAUCAGAUGAAAGCAGAGAAAUUGUUCAGCAAGCCCAGUGAAUGGACCAGAACCACUACUAUUUAUUCACAAAGAAAAAUGUGGUGUUUUUGUUCAAGAUCGUAGCCUUACUUCAGCCAGAAGUGUUUAAUAUUCUUUCAAUGUUUGUCUGCAGGAUGGUAUAAAGGGAUGCCAGUUUCUCAGGACAUUUACAUCCUUUAUAUGGUACAAACUGGGUUUUAUUUCCAUUCCAUGUAUGCCACAGUGUUCAUGGAUCAGUGGAGAAGGGAUUCCAAUCUUAUGCUUGUACAUCAUGUUAUAGCAAAUGGCUUACUUUUUUUCUCAUUUGCUGUAAGGUAAGAUUUUGAGAAUUUCGAUUCUGGCAGGGCUUAUUAUAAUGAUGAUUUUACUAAUGAUGAGUUUUAGUUUAUGAACCUUUUUCAGUACAUACUGGAUGUACGUACAUGCAAACAUGUAUGUACAUGUAAUUUCCUUGACUUUUUGCCACCAUUUUGACAUAAGAUAUUCAAAGGAAAAAUACUGAAUAAUUAUGUUAUGUUCUACAGGUACUACAGAAUUGGUGUUAUAGUUUUGUUUCUUCAUGACAUUGCUGAUAUUUUUCUGGAGUUCAGCAAACUCUGUGUUGCUUUCAAGUCACGUGGAGGAAAAUAUCAUCUAGUGCCUGAUGUACUCAGUAAUGUAGGAGUUUUGUGUCUUGUUUUGGUAUGGUAAGUACCAUUACUUGGUGAGGUUGUUUUAAUUUGUUUAUUUAUAGUUUUUUUUCUCUUGUAUUGUAAAUUUAGCAUGCUAAAUAUUUUCAUUUGCCUCAGUCAGAAUGCAGUCACUUCUGAUUAGGUUGAUCUCUUUGCAUGACUCUUAGUGACCAGUUAUGAUGUUUUGAUUCACAGUGAAAGUGACCACAGUGUGAGGCAGAUUAAUCAAAAGUAAUAAAUAGAGAAAAGCUUAUGGGUGCACAUAGAUAUGGAACUUUAGUUAGCGUUCAAUUUGUUAUCUCAUCAGUGAGCUCUGCAAAACAGUAAGAUAUUGAGUUGAUUAUGAGAAGAGAAAUUCUCUAUCUACAAGCAACCAUGUAUUACCUGUAUUUUGUUUAUUACAUAAAUACUAUAGGCCUCUACUGAUGAGAAAAGUCAUCAAGGAACCUUUUUUGAGAAUGAUGAACACUUAGUCAUUUGUUAAUCAACCUGACAAGGAAAGUGACAUGUCAGUAGCUGAUUGGCAAUAUCAAAAACACAUAAAAUUACGGUUAUUUUACAUAAGUGCAGUUAUGACUUUCUCAAGGCUUGGAAUCGGUGUAAAUUAUAGCAGUUUAUAUCAAUAAGAUAUUACAGUUCUUACAGGAGCUGCCAAAAACCACCUAUAAUACAUAUUGAAGUGGACAAAAUAGCAUUUUUAUUAUCUUCUAGGUUAUAUUGUCGCCUGUAUCUCUACCCAUUAAAAGUACUUCAUUCUUGUGGCUAUGAUGCUCGACCAAUCGUUCCUACUGCUCCUUUUUACUUCUUUUUUAAUGCAAUGCUGUGGGCGCUAUUUUUAAUGAACAUUUGGUGGUUUACGUUCAUUGUGUGGCUCAUAGUUCGUAUAAUUAUUGGAAAGAGCACUGGUGUAGAAGAUACCCGUGAGAUCCCUAAGCACCCUGAGAAAGACAAACAGCUUGGUAAUGGAGGGAAUGUAGCAAAUGGAGAAAUAAAUGAACCAGCUGGUGAUAAAGGUGAGGCUUGCUAG
Molecule: messenger RNA, 6793 nt
Organism: Pocillopora meandrina
Lineage: Eukaryota; Metazoa; Cnidaria; Anthozoa; Scleractinia; Pocilloporidae
Source: the annotation of a GenBank genome assembly